Anastrepha obliqua is the source of this 914-nucleotide messenger RNA. It is a transcript of the gene IFT43, whose product is annotated as intraflagellar transport protein 43 homolog. The transcript has 5 exons. Gene Ontology annotation, biological process: intraciliary retrograde transport. Lineage: Eukaryota; Metazoa; Arthropoda; Insecta; Diptera; Tephritidae. The record is from RefSeq and is a predicted model, not a curated record. Gene Ontology annotation, cellular component: intraciliary transport particle A; cilium. Bases 100 to 807 code for a protein of 235 amino acids.
ACUGUUGCUACGCAACAAUAAAAACAAUAAAUAAGAGCAAAGCAAAGAUAAAAACUGUUACUACACUAAUUAAAAGUUUUCCGGAAAAUAACGGUCUCAAUGAUGGAUUGGGCAGAAGAACUAAAGUUAUCCAUUCGUAAGAAAACGGCACGCAAAGGUCGGCGCUCCAAAAGCCGUGAUCCCAUUGGUGGUGCUUCUACCAGUAUCAGUGUGACCAAUACCAAUCCGCAUGAGAAAGAGAUUGCUAUCGAUAUAACCCUGGGUAUAAAUAAAGAUUCCAGCACUGCUGCCAGCGAAGAAGCAGAUGCAUCGAAACGCCCACCCAUGCGACGCAUAUCGGGUGGUUGGGCUGAUGUUGGCAUACUAAAAAGUUCAAAGUCCAAAAAAGGCACUUCAUUCGACGACGAUCGCUUUCAAAGUGUGUCACUUACAAAAUCGCCGAUUGGAUCUUCGCCUAGAGACGAAAUACCGACUAUUCCAGAUAUGGAAGAUUUAAAAGAUGAAAUUUUGCUAAAUGAAAUUGUUGAGCCGCCUUCUGCCAGCUCCCUCCGUCUAAACACUUUAAGCGAACUUAACUUGGAUUUGUUGGCCCAAAACGCAUUUACUUCCUUGGAGAAUAUUAAUUUGUCGAUAUUGACACGCUGUCUUAAAUUGCCUGAAACUUUAGAUGAACCAGAUGAGGUAUGGGAAUGGGAUAAAUUAUUUACUGACGUCAUCUCUAAAAUACAUUCUGAUCAACAAAGCUUCGCUGGUGGUCAGAAAAAAGAAAUUGGGCCGGAUGAAAUACCGCCUCCAAUGUACCCUUAACUCAACACAAAGUAUCAAUGAAAUAAAAAUAUAUCCCCUAAAAGAUUUAAUUACAUUAAGCUAUAUAUUAUCGUGGAAAUAAAUUUUACAUAUCACUUAAAAAUUCA